Mauremys reevesii (Reeves's turtle) is the source of this 2242-nucleotide messenger RNA. It is a transcript of the gene NOTUM, whose product is annotated as notum, palmitoleoyl-protein carboxylesterase. Gene Ontology annotation, molecular function: hydrolase activity. The record is from RefSeq and is a predicted model, not a curated record. The coding region runs from base 246 to 1742 and encodes 498 amino acids. The transcript has 12 exons. NCBI's taxonomy places the organism in Eukaryota, Metazoa, Chordata, Testudines, Geoemydidae.
CAGCGUGCAAGAGUGGGAGGAGCAGUUCAGAGCCGCGCAGGGCCGGAGAGCCCCUGAAGGGGGGACGGAACCGAGCCCCGCGGCAGGACGGGGGACAGGGAAGCGCCCUGGCAGGGAGAAGGAGCCAUUUGAGAAGCAGCCAGUGGAAAUGUCCCAGGCCGUGAGUCUGCUCGCGGGGCUGGGGCGGGAGCGCGCAGCCCCACACAUUGAGCCCAGCCGCGGACGGGAGGUGGCUCCGGGUCGCGAUGGGCAGGGGAACCGUGCAAGUUCUGCUGCUCCUGGGACUGCUGCACUGGGGCCCCGGUGGCGAGGGCAGGAAGAGCUGGAGGCGGCGAGGGCAGCAGCCGGCGGCUGCGGCUGCAGCCCGGGAGCGGAGCGAAGCGACCGGGCAGCCCGUGGAGAGCUUCCCGCUGGACUUCACCGCCGUGGAAGGCAACAUGGACAGUUUCAUGGCUCAGAUCAAGAGCCUGGCGCAGUCACUGUAUCCCUGCUCGGCCCAGAACCUGCACCACGAGCUGCGCCUCCAUCUCCUGCUCAACAGCUCGGUCACCUGCAACGACGGCAGCCCGGCCGGCUACUACCUCAAAGAAUCGAAAGGCAGUAGAAGGUGGCUGCUGUUCCUGGAAGGGGGAUGGUAUUGCUUUAAUAGAGAAAAUUGUGAUACCCGCUAUGAUACAAUGAGGAGGCUGAUGAGCUCCAAAGAGUGGCCCAUUACCAAAACUGGAACUGGGAUCCUGUCAUCACAACCAGAAGAAAAUCCGCACUGGUGGAACGCAAACAUGGUUUUCAUCCCCUAUUGCUCAAGUGAUGUUUGGAGUGGUGCCUCUUCCAAAUCUGAAAAAAAUGAAUAUGCCUUCAUGGGAGCCCUCAUAAUACAAGAGGUAGUAAAGGAGCUGGUGGGAAAAGGCCUUAGUAAUGCAAAGGUACUACUCCUGGCAGGAAGCAGUGCUGGGGGAACUGGGGUGCUUCUGAAUGUGGAUCGAGUAGCAGAGCAGCUGGAGGAGAUGGGUUAUCAAGGGAUUCAGGUUCGAGGGCUGGCAGACUCUGGCUGGUUCCUGGAUAAUAAACAGUACCGCAGAACUGACUGUAUUGAUACCAUAACCUGUGCCCCAACAGAAGCUAUUAGGAGAGGAAUCAGAUAUUGGAAUGGCAUUGUUCCUGAACGCUGCAAACUGCAGUUUAAAGAGGGGGAGGAAUGGAAUUGCUUUUUUGGCUAUAAAAUUUAUCCCACUCUUCGAUGUCCAGUCUUUGUGGUGCAGUGGCUCUUUGAUGAGGCCCAGCUCACUGUAGAUAAUGUGCACCUAACUGGACAGCCUGUCCAGGAGGGGCAGUGGCUCUACAUCCAGAAUCUGGGCCGGGAGCUAAGAAAUACCCUGAAGGAUGUGACUGCUAGCUUUGCUCCAGCCUGUUUGUCUCAUGAGAUCAUUACGCGCAAUCACUGGACAGACAUCCAGGUGAAAGGGACUUCAUUACCCCGUGCCCUGCAUUGCUGGGACCGCAGCCUGCAUGACAGCAACAAAAAUGGGAAAGCCCCUUUGAAGGGUUGCCCAAUCCAUCUGAUUGACAGCUGUCCCUGGCCUCACUGUAACCCCUCAUGUCCUACCAUCCGGGACCAGUUCACGGGGCAGGAGAUGAAUGUGAUCCAGUUCCUCAUGCACAUGGGUUUUGAUGUUCAGAAGAUGGCACAGCAACAGGGCCUGGAGCCCAGUAAACUUCUGGGGAUGCUGAGUAGUGGUAGCUAGAAAGGGUUCUCCAUGAAAGGGCAGAAUGAUCAGAUAAGGAGGAGGAGCCUCUAAGCUUCUCUCCCAAACUCUUUAACCUUCUCCAUUCUCAUGCAGAUAUGCAUACUUACACACAUGCACACUCACAAGUACACGUGCACACUUAGUGUGUGUCAAGAAAAAAAAGAACAGAUUCUUGCUUACACCAUUUGACUGAAACUCAUUACCUCUAAACUUCAGGGCCCAAUCCUGGCUGUUCAGAAUCUCUUUCUGUGUUACACAAGGUGGCCUGAAGCAGGGAGCAGCAAUGUCAUAAACACCAGCAUUGAGAACCCUUCCCAAGAGCUAAAAGGACUCUUACCCUUGCUGAGAAUGUUUCACAUCAUAGACUUACAACAUAUGGUGAAAAAAGCACUGGAUUUUUUUUGUCUAAUUAGAAGUGAAGGAUUACAUGACUUCCUAGAGGUCAGCAUCUCAUGAUGUAUCAUAAUGUACAAACCAAGGACAUGUGCUAGGAAUGG